Miscanthus lutarioriparius is the source of this 921-nucleotide messenger RNA. NCBI's taxonomy places the organism in Eukaryota, Viridiplantae, Streptophyta, Magnoliopsida, Poales, Poaceae. The record is from the annotation of a GenBank genome assembly.
AUGGCCCUCCCUUACCGUACAUCAAGUUCCAUAGUUGUCAUGUGCAAGUGCAUGUAUAUUUCCCUACUGUCUACUGAUAUAGCUGUUUGGUUUUUUAUUCAAAAUUGGUUUGGGUUGUCGAACACAGAUGCAUUUGGGGAGCAGGGAAGAGCUGCUAAAAACCAAUUUUCUGCUGUUCCACCAAAUUCUGCAGUCAGUAUGGAUGUGGGAUUAGUUUCAUUAAAGCCAGUAGUUGAUGUUACAGGAGAUUUGAAAAUAUCUGUUAGUAUUAUACUGGCUUAUUUAACUUCCUCCUUUUAUGGUAUUUCACUUGCAGAACAGGAAAAAGAAUCAUGGGAAAUGAGUGCCCAUGAAAAGUUAGAGGCUGCAGAGAAAUCAAAAGUUGCUGGCAACGACUUAUUCAAGAUCGGGAAGUUUCAAAGGGCUGCAAACAAGUAUAACAAGAGAGGUUAUGUUAAUGAGGAUGGACAUUUUGAAGAUGAACCUGAAAAGUUAAUUAAAACUUUGAGAGUAUCCUGCUGGUUAAACCAUGCAGCAUGCUGCCUUAAACUGAAGGAUUUUACCCAAGCAAUUAGCUUGUGUUCAAAGAUUUUAGAAAUUGAGUCUUGCAAUGUGAAGGCUUUGUAUCGGAGAGCACAAGCUUAUGGUGAACUGUAUGACCUGGAAUUAGCCAAGACAGAUGUAUUGAAAGCACUGGAAUUGGAUCCUAACAACAAGGAGGUGAAGUUACUUCAAGCAAAUCUGAAAAAGCUUCAGGUGGAGCGUAACAAGGUGGACGCAAAGGUCUAUGCAAACAUUUUUGAUCGAACAGCAAAAGAAUCCGAUGUGGUGUCAAAGAAGCGCAAGGUUGAAAAUUCAAGUCACAAUGAAGAAGCGAAGAACGUUGACGCGGAGAAAGCAGAAGUGGUCAAAGAGUUGUAG